Osmia bicornis bicornis is the source of this 2902-nucleotide messenger RNA. RefSeq names its product coiled-coil and C2 domain-containing protein 1-like (gene l(2)gd1). Gene Ontology annotation, cellular component: nucleus. Gene Ontology annotation, biological process: regulation of transcription by RNA polymerase II. Gene Ontology annotation, molecular function: DNA-binding transcription repressor activity, RNA polymerase II-specific; RNA polymerase II cis-regulatory region sequence-specific DNA binding. Lineage: Eukaryota; Metazoa; Arthropoda; Insecta; Hymenoptera; Megachilidae. The coding region runs from base 124 to 2604 and encodes 826 amino acids. The transcript has 12 exons. The record is from RefSeq and is a predicted model, not a curated record.
GAACGUGUUAGAACGCUACUGCGAUACGUUUAUAUUCUUGUUUCAUAUUUUGUUCACUUCAAUAUUUUUAAUAUUCUACUAACAGUCAAUUGAUGUGCAAUAGUAGACAUUUUAUAAAGUAAAAUGUUUGGAAAGAAAGAGAAAUCAAAACGACAAACACGGCCUGCUGGUAGCCUUGCACAGUAUGGGAUUUUUGAUAUCCCAGAAAAUUUGGACAACAUAGGCAAUGAGUUUAUGGAAGAUGAUGACAACAAUGAUGAUUUAGAGGCUGAAUUAGAAGCUUUAACAAGUGGUGAUGACAGUGUUUCAAAACCUAAACAAACAGCUCGUAGGCCAGUUCCUAAAGCAAAUUUAGAUGCAAUGAUAGCUGAAAGUAUAAAAGAUAUAAGUGUUGAGGAAGUAUCAGAUGGAGAAGAUGAUCCAGAAUUAUUGAGUGAACUCAAGAUGAUAACAGGUGAUGAAUCUGAUGAAAAAGUUUCUCCAGAAGAAGAAGAAAAUUCAGUAGUAGAAAAUACAGAGCAAUCUAAAUCUCAACAAAAUGAUACACCUAUGCAAAACACAAUUACUUUGUUACAAGAAAGAUUAAAACUUUACCAAAUUGCUGAGAAAAAGGCAAAACAGGAAAAUGAUCUAGGAAGAGCAAGAAGAUUUAAUAGAGGCAUUAAAACACUUAAGGAAUUAUUACAUAAUGUCCAGGCAGGAAGAGUUAUUAAUGAAGAUGAUAUGCCACCAGAAUUGCCUCCAUCUGCUACUGCAGAAUCAACAGAAACAGCAUCAAAGAAUGAUGAAUCAAAACCAGAGAACAAUGUCUCAACAGAAGUUGUUGCAUCCACAGAAAGUAAUACUCCUGAAGAGCCUAUGGCUACAAAAACUGUGGAUGAAGAAGCAUUAAAAUUAUUAAUAGAUAGACAACGGGAAUAUAAAUUGGCAGCAGUGGCAUGGAAAAGAGCUGGUAACAUGAAGGAGGCUCUUCAAUGUAUAAGCAUAGUAAAACAAUUUGACAAAGUAAUUGCAGCAGUAAAUGCAGGAGAGACAGUUGAUUUGUCAGAUAUGCCAUCCCCUCCAAACACACCUGGGUCAAAUACUAUUGCAGUAUCACCUGAAAAAACAGAAAAAAUAGAAAAUGAAAUGCAAGGAACGUCGUCUUCGGAAACAGCAUCUACAGAAGUAAAACCAGCUGGUUUAGAAAAUGUAGAAACUGCCUUAAAAGAACGACUUGAAGUGUACAGAAGAAUGAAAACUACCGCAGAAAGCGAAGGAAAUUCUUCUAAAGUUCGUAGAUAUGGUCGUAUUUGCAAGCAAUUUGAAGAUGCUCUUAAAUUACAUACUCGCGGAAAACCUGUUCCUUUGGAUGAGUUACCUACUCCACCUGGUUUUCCACCUCUUUCACUUGGCCCACAACCUAGCGCGUCUACUCCGGCAGUGGAGAAAAAUGAAAAUCAACCAGCGCCAAUACCAGAGUCAAUUCCAGAAUCCGAACCAGCCGAGAAUAAAAUUGAUUCAAGUCCAAAAAGUCCCGUUUCACCUCCAAGAAGACAGGGAGGAAAGAAACAAAUAGGAAAACAGACACGCGCUGACAAACAAUCAGCUUUAUUGCAACAGCGUCAACACGAAUUAAAGCAAGCUGCUCUGAAUGCGAAAAAAGAGGGUGAUCUAGAAUUGGCACGUAACUAUUUAAGGCAAGCAAAAGGUAUAGAUCCACUGAUCGAAGCUAGUACAGCUGGAUUACCAGUUGACAUGAAUUCCAUACCACUGUCGCCUCGUGCCAAGUUCGAAUUAAGUGGAGAUAGUAUAACUGGUCAGACGGAUGAUAGUUUCGUAGUCCUGAAUAACGAAGAUUUUGAGGAAGGAACAGCAACAGACGAAGAAAUUUAUGAAAAUCUUGAAUCACAGUUAACGAAACAAAUCAAGUGGUGUUUAUGUACAAGGGAUCAUUCGAAGGCAUUAGGAGAUGUACCUGGAUACAAUAGGUGGGAACGACUUGCAUUGGGUUAUAAAAGAGAUUUAGAUAUGUUGAGAGUAAGAAAGCGCGAUGCUCUACCAUCGCCGCAACAUCAUUACGAAACGAAAACCUAUGCCAUAGUUCAGAGUUGUACAGACUUGAGCGAUGCUGACAUAGAAAUUUCGAUCAUAAGAGGGGUUAAUUAUUCAAAAGAGGGAGAUACUUACGUUAUGUUUGAGUUUCCUUAUCCUUCGGAUAAUCCUCCAUCGGAUAGAACGGUUACUAUUAAAGGAACAUGCAACCCAGAAUAUCAAGCUGUAUUUCCACUGACCGGUAUAAUAGAUCGUUCUUUGAGACAAUGUCAACGAGCUUUUAAAAGACACGCAUUAAAAUGUCAAGUUUGGGCAAAAGGAUGCUCGCUGAAUCCGUUCCUGUGUUGCACUAAUCCAAGUGGAUUCUUUAGGAGUGACAGCCUGUUAGGUACAGUAACGGUGAAAUUACAGCCUUUGGAAACUCAAUGUGAACUUCAUGAUUCAUUUCCGCUAAUGGAUGGAAGAAAAGCAACAGGUGGAAAAUUAGAGCUGAAAAUACGUUUGAGAAAUCCAAUUCUCACAAAACAGAUAGAGCAAAUUACAGACAAAUGGCUAACUAUUGAUUAUUAAUUGAAUAUCUGACUGUUUGCUUCGCUAAUAAUAGCAUUAUUGUCACCGCAGCAAUGUAACUUUUUCAGUUGCGAUGCGAUAAGAAAGAUAUUAUAUACUUUGCUUUAUUAGAAAUGAUUGAAGCUUAUCGGAGUAUCAGCGAAAUGAUGAUUCGUACAUUUUAUAAUAUGAACAUUCAGCCACGUACAGGUAUACACAUACAUAAUAUAUAAUGACAUUUGUCUAAAAUAUGUACAGUUUAAUAUGCACACUUUAAUAUGUAAAUAAUAAAACGUAUAUUGUAUAGGAAGCUUGUAAA